CCCUGCAGGUGGUGAGCGACGCGCGGCGCCUCUCGGACGUGGAGUGGUUCCGGGACGUGUACGGGGACGUGGUGCAGACCGUGCGGGUCGUGGCCAGCGAGGAGACAAGGAAGAGGAGGGACUGGGUCUUCGUUGCCGGAGUGGACGACGCGGAAUCUGAGUGUGGCCUGGACCAGGGAGUGGCCUUUGACUGGGUGAUCACCAACGAUGGAGAUGAGCUGUCCCUGGACGAGCAGCUGGAGACACUGCUCCAGUCACUCCAGGGCCGUCUGUAA
Messenger RNA from Chaetura pelagica (chimney swift), 275 nucleotides. RefSeq names its product phosphomevalonate kinase (gene PMVK). Gene Ontology annotation, molecular function: phosphomevalonate kinase activity. Gene Ontology annotation, biological process: cholesterol biosynthetic process; isopentenyl diphosphate biosynthetic process, mevalonate pathway. The annotation marks the transcript as partial. Gene Ontology annotation, cellular component: cytoplasm. The transcript has 2 exons. NCBI's taxonomy places the organism in Eukaryota, Metazoa, Chordata, Aves, Apodiformes, Apodidae. The record is from RefSeq and is a predicted model, not a curated record.